Carassius auratus (goldfish) is the source of this 2240-nucleotide messenger RNA. RefSeq names its product D(1B) dopamine receptor-like. The transcript has 2 exons. NCBI's taxonomy places the organism in Eukaryota, Metazoa, Chordata, Actinopteri, Cypriniformes, Cyprinidae. Gene Ontology annotation, biological process: positive regulation of MAPK cascade; adenylate cyclase-activating adrenergic receptor signaling pathway; G protein-coupled dopamine receptor signaling pathway. The record is from RefSeq and is a predicted model, not a curated record. Gene Ontology annotation, molecular function: G protein-coupled receptor activity; dopamine neurotransmitter receptor activity, coupled via Gs. Gene Ontology annotation, cellular component: plasma membrane. Bases 230 to 1441 code for a protein of 403 amino acids.
CUCUCUCUCUCUCUCUCUCAUAAUAGCCGUGCACAGUUCCCGGGCACUCAGAGAGGUCGGACAGCUGUCGAGCACACACACACACACACACACACCCGUGUGCUCUUCUCGGAUCAUCUGGACCCGCUCGGUGUCGGAGUCCUUCUUCGGUCAUGAGGGACGCAUCGGCACCGGAGCCGGCGCUCGCGCACACACCCGAUGGCGACCCGUGAGCGCGCCGGGACUCAGCAUGUCCAACCGAACCGUGUCCGAGCCGCGGGAGACGCUGGCGCGUGCGCUCACCGGCUGCCUGCUGUGCGCCUUGAUCCUCUGGACUCUGUUCGGGAACAUCCUGGUGUGCGCCACCGUGCUGCGCUUCCGCCACCUGCGCACCAAAGUCACGAACAUCUUCAUCGUGUCGCUGGCCGUGUCGGACCUGCUGGUGGCCGUGCUCGUGAUGCCGUGGAAGGCGGUGGCGGAGGUGGCCGGUUUCUGGCCGUUCGGCGCGUUCUGCGACAUCUGGGUGGCGUUUGACAUCAUGUGCUCCACCGCGUCCAUCCUGAACCUGUGCGUGAUCAGCGUGGACCGCUACUGGGCCAUCAGCAGCCCGUUCCGCUACGAGCGCAAGAUGACCCCGCGCGUGGCCUUCGUGAUGAUCGGCGCGGCGUGGACUCUCUCGGUGCUCAUCUCGUUCAUCCCGGUGCAGCUGGACUGGCACAAGGCCACCGCGGAGCCCAACGCCACCGACGCGGACAGCUGCGACUCGAGCCUGAGCCGAGAGUACGCCAUCUCCUCGUCCCUCAUCAGCUUCUACAUUCCCGUGGCGAUCAUGAUCGUCACCUACACGCGCAUCUACCGGAUCGCGCAGAUCCAGAUCCGGAGGAUCGCCUCUCUGGAGCGCGCCGCCGAGCACGCGCAGAGCUGCCGGACGAACCGGCUCGCGUGCCAACACCACAGCAGCCUGAAGACGUCCAUCAACCGCGAGACCAAAGUCCUGAAGACGCUGUCCAUCAUCAUGGGGGUGUUCGUGUGCUGCUGGCUGCCGUUCUUCGUGCUCAACUGCGUGGUUCCGUUCUGCCACCGGGAGCCGUCCGCGGGUCCGCCGUGCGUCAGCGACACCACCUUCGACGUGUUCGUGUGGUUCGGCUGGACCAACUCGUCCCUGAACCCCGUCAUCUACGCCUUCAACGCGGAGUUCCGCAAGGGCUUCUCCAGCCUGCUGGGCUGCCGGAACCGGUGCCGGACCCCGGUGGAGACGGUGAACAUCAGCAACGAGCUCGUGUCCUACAACCAGGACACGCUGUUUCACAGAGAGGUGGCGAGCGCAUACGUCAACAUCAUCCCGAACGAGGUGGACGACGCGUUCGACCGGAUCUCGCAGCUCUCGCGGGACAACGAGGACUCUGUGUGCGAGCUGGAGUGCGAGGCGGACGGGGCGUUCACGCCGAACGGCGUCCACUGACCGCGAGCACCGGGCUGGAGUGUUUCUGAAAGAAUGCUGUCACGUGACCGCGCCGCUGUUUCACCCGGAGGUUUAGAUGUUUGCACUGGAAAACAGGACCAGUAUUCCCACCAUGCUUCUUCCAGUGUUGUGCCUCACGUAUAAUCAUCUAGAAGUCAAAGUUUCCUGCUCAUGUUUGGAACUCAUAAUUACGAUAUUUCUGACUCCACUAGAAUGAAAGGUCAGUGCAAUAUUGAAGUGUUGCUCAUUUGUGAUCUGACCACAGCCGCACUCAUGGAUCCUCUGUGGACUGGCAUCAUCUUCAUCAUCCUCCUCCUCUGUGACUCAAACCAGCCGGAGAGAUUCUACAGCCUUAUUCCUUCAGUGAUCAGCCUUACACUGAGCACAGCCUGCGAGCCGGACUCCUCAGUGUCAUCACAGCUUCACUCUCUUCUCAUGCACUUAUGUGUUUGAUCAUGGAGCUGUAAAGUGUCGUCUGAUGAAUGAACGGGCCGCUGGGGUUCUGGAGGUCCAGUGCUGUUCUCGUGUGCUGUGUGAUGGUGAAUGUCUGAAGAGCACAUUAAUGUUGUGAUGCUUCAUUGUGUUUUAUUAAUGUAAUGUUUAUUGUUUACAAAAGCAAAGCCUGUAGAUUCACUGUAAUGAGCUGUAAACUGUGAACAGUGACUCUUAGUGAGUGUGUGUGUGUGUGUGUGUGUGUGUUUGUGGAUGAUGUUUUUCUCUGUCACAUACACAGACACACACACAUAUGAAUGUACACUAAAAGUCAUGACCACAGAUGUUUUUUUUAAUUAAAUGACCA